Molecule: messenger RNA, 3142 nt
Organism: Hypoxylon fragiforme
Lineage: Eukaryota; Fungi; Ascomycota; Sordariomycetes; Xylariales; Hypoxylaceae
Product: dipeptidyl peptidase IV N-terminal region-domain-containing protein
Exons: 3
Coding region: 311-3052 (913 amino acids)
Biological process (GO): proteolysis
Molecular function (GO): serine-type peptidase activity; dipeptidyl-peptidase activity
Source: RefSeq, a predicted model, not a curated record
CCUGUAUGUUCAUGUAACGCCGAAUGUCGCAUAACUACGCAGUACCUAGGUUAGUAGUAUGUACCGGAAGCAAUACAGUCAAUUGUACAGAAUACAAAUACAACAUUGAAUAGUCCAGAUAGCAACAACUUAUCAAACAACAAUCUUGAAUACCUUCAGUCAACAAAUCCUCAUAGAGGGAAAGGGUAAAAUUACUCAAUUCAUCUCUCUUUUCUCUUUGACAUUAUUAUACCGUGCAAUUGAUUGGACUAGCUAUAUUUAAAUCGCCUUCGAAUGGCUUCUGUCUCCAUAUAAGGAGACACGCGCGACAAUGGCGUCCCCGAGGGAAUCGUACGACUCUCUUUCUUCCGUCUCUACCACUAGCCUAGUAUUCGACCGCCUCGACGAACGGGAGAAACUCAAUGACCGAUUUCACGACUUGGACGAUGAAGACCCUCUCCACCAUGGCGACGACGACGAACGCGGUGCUUUUCUAGGUUCAGCCAUGGGUAGAAAGGUCGUUGGGGUGGAUAAGUCAUUGAAACGGGUCGUUUUUCUCCUCUCAGGUCUUUUUGUUGCCGCUUGGGUCAUCGGCCUAUUUACUUUCCUAUCGACGAAAUCAUACCAACAUUCCUCCCACAAGGAACACGAUCCAACUGCCACAGCAGAUCGCGGAUCCGGCAAGAAGGUUACUCUAAACCAGGUGAUGCAAGGGUUCUGGCAUCCCCGAAGUCACGAAAUAAGCUGGAUUGAAGGUGCUAAUGGAGAAGAUGGAUUACUUCUAGAAAGAGGUGCGGCUGGGAAGGACUACCUGAUUGUUGAAGAUGUUCGGAGUAGAGAUGCUGAACAUGCCGCUGCUGGUGGGAAGGUCACAUCUGCGCAAACCCUCAUCAAGAAUGCAUGGGUUAAAGCUGGCAACCGUCAGUUGAAGCCAGAGAAAGCUUGGCCUAGCCCCGAUCUGAAGAAAGUUCUCCUCGUUACCGAAAUCAAGCAAGUCUGGAGACACUCCUUCACGGGAGUCUACUGGAUAUUUGACGUCGACACCCAAACCGCCGAGCCCCUAGACCCUCAUGACUCCUCGCUCCGUGUGCAGCUUGCUCAGUGGAGUCCCCAGAGCGAUGCCGUCGUCUACACUAGUGCUAAUAACCUGUAUGUACGACGACUUGAAGCUAAGAGUGUUGUACAAGUGACGAAAGAUGGUGGCCCCGAGUACUUCUACGGUAUCCCGGAUUGGGUGUACGAGGAAGAAGUUUUUGGUGACAAUAGCGCGACGUGGUGCUCCGAAAAUGGGGAGUUCGUGGCUUUCUUAAGGACGAACGAGACUCUAGUGCCCGAAUACCCAAUUCAGUUCUUCAUUGAAAGGCCAAGCGGUGAACAGCCUCCCACUGGACAGGACACUUAUCCUGAAGUUCAGCAACUCAAAUAUCCCAAGGCUGGUUCGCCUAAUCCAUUCGUAGAUCUUCUGUUCUACGAUAUGGCUCGGGGUGACUACUUCUCUGUUGAGAUUGAUGGAGGGUUCGCACCUGAAGACCUUCUAAUAACGGAUAUUACGUGGGCUGGUAACAAGGUUCUUGUCAAAGAGACGAAUCGCGUUAGCGACAUCAUGCGUGUUAUUCUCAUUGACGUCACUGCCCGGACGGGCAAGACAGUUAGAACGGUCGAUGUGGGCGAGAUUGAUGGUGGCUGGUUUGAAAUAUCUCACGAUACCACCUAUAUCCCAGCCGAUCCUGCCAAUGGUAGACAAGAAGAUGGCUAUAUUGAUACCAUCAUUUACGACGAUAGAGAUCAUAUGGCGUACUUCAGUCCUCUAGAUACUGACCAGCCUAUUAUGCUGACUUCGGGAGACUGGGAGGUUGUUGCGGCUCCCUCGGCGGUAGACCUGAAAGAUAAUCGCGCCUAUUUUGUUGCUACGAAGGAAGGCUCGACACAGCGACACGUCUAUAGCGUCAAGUUCGAUGGGACGGACCUCAUACCUUUAACAGACACUCAAAAAGAGGGGUACUAUGACGUGUCUUUUUCUAGUAAAGCUGGAUUUGCUCUCAUCACGUACAAGGGGCCCGGUGUGCCUACGCAAAAGGUUAUUAGCACGCCGAGUAACCCAAUAACAUAUGAUCACGUUAUCGAGGAGAACACAGAUCUUGUAGAAAAGGCCAAGAAGCAUGAGCUUCCUCUUUUAGAAUACGGCACCAUCAACGUGGAUGGCGUCGACCUCAACUACCUUGAACGUCGUCCGGUACACUUUGAUCCGAAGAAACGGUAUCCCGUGCUCUUCCAGCAGUAUUCGGGCCCAGGCUCGCAAUCAGUGGAUAAGCGCUUCAGUGUUGAUUUCCAGUCAUAUAUCGCCUCUACCUUGGGGUAUAUCGUUGUCACUGUCGACGGGCGUGGGACUGGAUUCAUUGGACGUAAGGCUCGUGUGAUUGUGCGUAAGAAUCUCGGUGUAACAGAAGCACAUGAUCAGAUCGCGGCGGCCAAGAUAUGGGCCGCAAAGCCAUACACUGAUGAGUCGCGCAUUGCUAUUUGGGGAUGGUCGUAUGGAGGGUUCCAAACACUCAAGACUUUAGAGCAGGACGCGGGUGCUACGUUCCGAUACGGUAUGGCGGUGGCUCCCGUGACGGACUGGAGAUUUUACGAUAGCAUUUACACGGAGCGGUACAUGCUCACGCCGCAGAAAAAUAGCGAUGGAUACGCGACCUCUUCGGUCAACAACGUUACGGCGCUGGGACAAAACGUGCGAUUCUUGGUCAUGCAUGGUGUUGCUGACGAUAAUGUUCACAUGCAGAAUACGCUGUCGCUGUUGGAUAAGCUGGAUCUAGCUGGCGUGGAGAACUAUGAUCUACACAUGUUCCCCGACAGCAACCAUGGAAUCUACUUCCAUAAUGCGAAUCGUAUUGUUUACGAUAAACUGAAUAAUUGGCUUGUCAACGCUUUCAACGGCGAGUGGAAGAAAGUGACGGGCGCGAAGCCCACGCCGAGUAAGGCAAAGAGAGAUAUCGAGAUGGUGAGAAAGUCGGGAGUGGCGGCCAGUGGUGGGCAGAGGCUUCCGUUGUCGAAGUUGUCGGGUUUGAGUUUGUGAUAGGAGCAUAGCGUCGCGGUGUUUUGUGAUAUUUUUCUUACAUAUAUGUACGUAGGAUUUUAAUGAGAUUGCUCGAAUCUUGGUACUUAA